AUUCUAACUUGGUUUAGAAGGAGAGGAGAUUGGCCAGUAUAACAGGCACUACUAAUUAGGUAGUUGGCUAUAAAAAGAUGGCUGUCCCGUUUGUAUUCCUCCGUUGUCGGGGACUAAAACAAAUAUCAUCCAAUUUAUCAUUUUCCCGAUCAUACCAAAGUCUCCCUACUACAGUUGCUUCACUCUUGUCUGGCAACUCAAUGGUGUGGAAGUCCUCAGUGGUGAGAUCAGAAGCAAGGAUGAAAGGUGGGGUUCCCCAUAUGGUUAAAGGUUGCAGUAGGGUAGUCAUCGAUCGGCUCAGUGCUUUUGCACGUCCUAUGAUAGUUUCUGAUCUUGAUCAUACAAUGGGUCCAUCUGCUGUAACUGUCCAUCCAUCUGGUGUUUAGAAAACUCUACACAAAUGCAUACAUGAAUUGAAAGGGUGGUAUGGAGACAAGCAGGGAAAAAUGUUUUGGGUUUGGGUGGAUCGUGUAUUAUCUACACAGAAUGGUUCAAGCACAUGGCUGGUGAAUUUCAAUAAGUGGGAGCCGUGUGGUGAGAUUUCUUUAUAUGUUCUUCUAUAUCUGCUCAGUCUUUGCAUCUUUGCAAUUUAAACUAAAUGUCAUAUCCUUGC
Molecule: messenger RNA, 613 nt
Organism: Rubroshorea leprosula
Lineage: Eukaryota; Viridiplantae; Streptophyta; Magnoliopsida; Malvales; Dipterocarpaceae
Source: the annotation of a GenBank genome assembly